AUGGCGGUUAUUUUCCCCAUCGAGAGGCAGGCCCAGAGCUCGGUCAUUGCGGUCGGGGUUGUGUUCAGCAUCCUGCCCAUCUUGGCAUGCGUCCUGCGUGCUCUAUCCCGCCGAAUCGCAAACAGGUCUCUGGAUGCAAGUGAUUGGUGUCUCUUCGCAGCAUGUUUCGUCGCCGUUGUAUAUCAGGGCGUUAACCUUGCAGGGGUCUUGGUCGGCGGUGUGGGAUUCCAUUUCUCUGAAAUCAUGGACAUGUACGGAAUGGGCCCGAUCACGAUUUUCCUCAAGCUUCUUAUUGCCAUCCAGCUCCUCUGGGCCCUGAGCCUAAGCCUUUGCAAGAUAUCCAUCUUGAUCUUGUACUGCAGAGUCUUCACUGUCCAGGCUUUUGUGUGGACAGCCCAGGUCACGGGUGCCGUCAUCAUCAUGUGGGCGCUGGCGACCAUCCUGAUGGGCUUCUUCCUCUGCCAACCCUUCGAGUACAACUGGAAUCAGAACAUCAAGGGUCACUGUGGAAACCAGUUGCUCUCCUACCGGAUCACAGGAUCUCUGAACCUCAUCACCGACGUCAUCGUCCUUCUCCUUCCCAUGCCGUAUCUCUAUAGUUUGAACUUGGCCUUCUAUAAGAAGCUGGUUCUGAUCGCCACAUUUGCUGUUGGUCUGUUCACCUGCGUGGUUAGCAUCCUCCGACUCGCCGCCCUCUCCUCCAUUGACUACUCCGACAUCACCUUCAACAUCCCGCACGCGCUCAUUUUCAGCGCCCUCGAGCCCUGCAUCGCGGUCACGCUGGCCUGCAUCCCCGUCCUGCUGCCCCUCCUCGGCAAGGGCGGCCACUCGGCCACGGGCACCGCCCUCGGCGGCGGCUCCGCCAAGCUGAACUCCAAGAACGGCACCUUCGAGCCGCUCGACAACGAUGACUCGUCGCAGUACCAGCUGCGGCCCGUCGGGCCCAGACAUGACGUCGAGGCGAGGGCCGCCGCGAGCAGCGGCAGCGGCAGCGACUCCGAUGACAGGCCCGAGUUCAUGGUCGGGAGCACGGAGAGGAAUAUCGUCGUCAAGCAUGAGUGGAGGGUGGCGUCGGAAGGGAAUGUGUAG
Messenger RNA from Phialemonium atrogriseum, 1089 nucleotides. RefSeq lists its product as uncharacterized. The transcript is spliced from 5 exons. NCBI's taxonomy places the organism in Eukaryota, Fungi, Ascomycota, Sordariomycetes, Cephalothecales, Cephalothecaceae. The record is from RefSeq and is a predicted model, not a curated record. Bases 1 to 1089 code for a protein of 362 amino acids.